This is a messenger RNA of Paecilomyces variotii, 1284 nucleotides long. RefSeq lists its product as hypothetical. The record is from RefSeq and is a predicted model, not a curated record. Lineage: Eukaryota; Fungi; Ascomycota; Eurotiomycetes; Eurotiales; Thermoascaceae. The coding region runs from base 158 to 1060 and encodes 300 amino acids. The transcript has 4 exons.
GCUCUCUUCUCCUAGCGGGGCAUACGCGGGGAAGAUCAUCCGAUCUCGCGGUCUACCCCAUGGGGUUCAUUAAAAGGAGCUCCCUCGAUCGCAAGUAGCAUGUCUUUUCGACCAGUCCUGCAGCCGCGCCGUGCCGGCCGGGGCUCUUCAUGCCAAAAUGUCUGUAUCUUCAGAUAAAGUCUCUCGUCCGACGGACCCAGAUGGGUUGGUGGUGGAGGCCUGGGGUCAGGGGAUGAUGGUGGGUUCGCUGUUGGUAAUGGCGGCCAUCACCAUCUCGAAUAUGAAGAAGCACAUAUUGCUGCACAAAUUGAUUCUCGCAGAGCUUCUGCUCGCUAUCCCAAACGGUUUCUUCAUCUUCCCACACGAGCCGACCUACGGCUGGUUCUUGUCGGUCACCGCGAUCGGCCUCAACAUCUCAUGGAGCUUGCAUAACGUGAUCUCAUGGAUGAAAAACCGACCGUUCUUGUCGCGGCGUCUGUCCGCUUUCUAUAUCACGACGGUGCUUCUCGUCCAGCCAUACUGGGUGCUCGAGAUCUAUGCGAACUUCACAUAUUUCAAUAAUAUCAACAAAAUAUUCCUCAAGACAAGGCCUCUGGAGCCUCUGUUUCGGGACCCUUGGUGGAUCUUCACAACAUGGUCUCUCUUCUACACAAUCAAAAGGGAGUAUGGCUUCAGCAUUUACGAGCUAGUCAAAGUUAGUCCUCGAUUCGGUGUCAUGCUAGUCUCGAUGUGUCUCUCAAUCGCCUUCAUCAUCCUCGAUGAGUGCGUUGUUCUCAAUGCAUUUCAUCUGUCUCUUCCUACCGGAAUUGAACCAUUCUGGAAGCUCUCAUUUAUCUUCAAAUGUCUCUGUGACAGUGUCAUACUAGACGAUUUCAAGACCGCGCUCGACCGGAUGCGUAAUUAUUGGCUGGAGAAACGGGUCGGCAUGCAGAACCCGGUGGUCCUGUCGCAUCGAUCGAGAUAUGAUAGAGGCCAUGACCUAGAAGCAUUGCGCCCUCGAACGAAAUCAGAUAGUAUACCCCAAGUAGUCACAGCAGAGGAUAUUCAUCUACGACGAUAAUGAAAAGAAGAAAAAAAUAAUAAUAAUGUAUUAUGAUGUGAUUUGAUGGCCAUGUCACCAUAUCUGCAAUAAUCUCUUGAGAUUCAUUAUUCUUUCUCCUUCCCGCAAGCCUGCUGCCGUAUUUAUUCCACUUAGUCCUGAUAGCUUCGCGCAUAUACAAGAACUGCGGGUUCAGAGACCGGUCAAGAGACACUUCUACGACUGCAAGGGACAGGUUCGAAUGA